GGUGUAUGGCCGAUGCCGGAGGUGUGCGACCGAUGCUGGACGUCUGCGACCGGUCCGGAGUUGUGCGACCGGUGCUUGAUGCGUGCGACCGGUGCUGGAGGUGUAUGGCCGGUACCGGAUUUGUGCUACCGAUGCUGGACGUCUGCGACCGGUCCGGAGUUGUGCGACCGGUGCUUGAUGCGUGCCACCGGUGCUGGAGGUGUAUGGCCGGUGCCGGAGAUGUGCAAUCGGUCCCGAGUAGUGCAAUCGGUGCUGGCGGCGUGCGACCGGUGCUGGUGGUGUCUGACAGUUGCUGGGUUAGGUGGGGGACGUGUGUGACCGUUGGAAGUGUGUGGACGGUGCUUGAGGAGUGCAGUCAGUCCGGAGGUGGGCGACCGGUGCUUGAGGUGUGUGACCGGUGCUGGAGGAGUGUAACAAGUGCUGGAGGUGUGCGACCGGUGCUGGAGGUGUGUGACAUGUGCUGGAGGAGUUCGACCGGUGCUGUAGGUGUGUGACAGGUGCUGGAGGUGUGCGACCGGUGCUGGAGGCGUGCGACCGGUGCUGAAGGUGUGUGACAGGUGCUGGAGGCGUGCGACCGGUGCUGAAGAUGUACGACCUGUGCCAGAGCUGUGUGGCCGCUUUAAGAAUGGGCGGUUAAGCCAAAAAUCCGCGACUGUUUUGCGUUUUGAUUAAACAAUAUAUCGCUUUCUUCACGCUUGAAAAUGUCGAGCUUAACAUUGUUAAACUAUUUGAUUUGUUUAUUGACCGUCGAUGUUAUCGCAUAUCAUUAUUACCAUUUGAGAUGACCACCAUUUAUCGCACACACGAAUGCCGCAUGGCUGACCUGUAUAGAAUUCAGUAACUGAUUUACAUGGAAAUUAAAAGUAAACUCCUAAAAAUGAGCGCAUCCCGAAAACAACGGGCUGAUGACCGAUAUGGCUGGGUGGUUGUGGCGGCCGCCUUCACAAUUAACUUCCUGGCAGACGGAAUCGUGUUCUCAUCCGGUGUGCUCCUUGUUGAGUUCCUUGAUGACUUUGAGGAGUCGCACGGACUGACGGCCUUCAUCGGAGCGAUUCAGGCUGGAAUGAUGCAUCUUAUUGGCCCUCUGGCGGCGGCUCUCAUGGAACGACUAGGAGCCCAGAUAGUGACUGUCGUAGGAGCCGUACUGACCUGUAUUGGCCUAGCCGCCAGUUUUCCAGCCUCCACAGUGGCGCACCUCACAAUUACUAUGGGGGUUAUAGGAGGGACGGGGAUUGGUUUAAUGUUUCUGCCACCUGGUGCCCUGGUUGUACAGUACUUUACGGAGCGACGGGCCCUUGCUAACGGCAUCGCUGUAUGCGGUUCUGGUGUGGGCACAUUCGUAUUCAACCACGUGAUGCACCUGCUUAUAUCGGAGUACACGUGGCGCGGGGCGGUUCUUGUGGCGGCCGGUGCCGCUCUUAACGGGGCCGUGUUCGGCCUCCUGCUGCGACCCGCACCUAGAAGUGAAGCACUUCCCGGUGCGGCAGUUACAUCGGACGAGAAGGCGGUGAAAAUUGACGAAUACAGAUACAGUUCGGACACAAUUAAACAGUCUGUCGAAAAAGAGAUGAAUAUCGAGAUAACUAUGUUGAAGAAAACAUAUUUGCCGUUAGAAUAUUCCAAGCCUAAUAAAAUACAAGAUGAAACAUACCCUGAACAUUCUGAUUCUGGUAUGUCGAGUUUGGUGAUCGACAUAAAUGGUUCCGGUCAUGAUGUAUCACGCCAAUGCGAAUCUGAAACAAAACUUACACCAACUCCGGGUACAUUAAAAGUUAUAUGGACCACGAUGUUGUCAGCCGUUGCGGCUGUAUUCCCUCGGGAACUCCUGAAGAACAGGCGACUUCUGAUGUUUAUGGCGUUUACCUUUGUGUUCAAUCUUGCCUUUGUUAUUCCAUUUUCACUCGUGCCGGACGAGGCGAUUAGCGCGGGCCUCUCUAAGUACCAAGCAACUUGGCUUGUAUCUUCAAUAGGCAUAACUAACAUCGUAAGUCGUAUAAUAAUGGGUUGGAUCGGAGACCGGGAUGGCGUCAAUAGGCCCGCCAUGUUAGUUGCCAUGGUAGCGCUCGCAGGAUUGGCCAUCGCGGCUGUUCCCUUCCUCCCUACCUUUGAAACAAAGCUGUGUAGCACCGCCGCAAUUGGUAUUUUCUUAGGUGGUUUUGUCAUGUUGUUUGCUGUCGUUCUUACUGACAUGUUCGGCGAUGACGUCAUUUCCCGUUCAAUCGGUCUUGCUUACUUCACUGAAGGAAUCGCUUGCUUCGUUGCUGUCCCGAAAGGAGGCUGGCUGUUUGAUGUGACUGGAAACUACCAGGUGACUUUCCUCGUGGCGGGUGGCGAGUGUCUCCUGGCCGCUGCCCUCCUCGUGGUCGCCAUCUCUCUUCACCGGAAUUCGUACACAGUGGAUAGCUUAAAAGCGACAAAUCGGAAGAUCAGCUGGGGUCGGUUCUUGCCAAUGACUAGUAUUGAAGAAGCAAGUUGAACUACGCAGAAAACAUCAAUGGUGCCACACAUACAUUUCUGUGAUGAAAAUGGAAAGGAAUUAGUAGGAAAAUAUGUGUAUUCCAAUAUUCUAGUUCAUUGCUUUAGAACCCUUUCAUCGAUUGAAUCAUUAAUGGAAUUGGCACGAAGAAAUGGUAUCUGACCUUUGACCACAAAGUGUGACGUUGACCAUGCACGGGAAAUGCUUCGAUUUAAAUAAUCAGUACAUAUCAAACAUCAUGUUUACAAAUGUGUUCAGAAUACAAAUAAAACACAUGUAUUCAACUUUUUAUACGUCAUUGACUGUGAUCAUGGUUAGAUCAAAUUGAUUAGCUAUAAUAUCAUUCAAAAUUUACAAAUCAAGAUGUCUGUGCACGAGAUUCUGUGGUUUUACACAUCUAGGUGCAUAACGUCAGCACCAAUAAACCUGAGUUUACCGCGUCCUCAGUGGUCAAGGUAUCCAGCAUAUUGCGGGUUGCACAGCGAUGUACAGAAAAAAGAUGCACAAUUUUGCAUUCUACGAAAUAAAUAUUAUUUUUUUCAAAUA
This is a messenger RNA of Mya arenaria, 3022 nucleotides long. Its product is annotated as monocarboxylate transporter 12-like. Gene Ontology annotation, biological process: monocarboxylic acid transport; transmembrane transport. The coding region runs from base 851 to 2476 and encodes 541 amino acids. The record is from RefSeq and is a predicted model, not a curated record. NCBI's taxonomy places the organism in Eukaryota, Metazoa, Mollusca, Bivalvia, Myida, Myidae. The transcript is spliced from 8 exons. Gene Ontology annotation, molecular function: monocarboxylic acid transmembrane transporter activity.